AUGUCCCAGGAACAGCAUGGCGACCGGGAAUCCUUUUUGGGAACAACAUCACGGAAUGUGCCUCAGCCCAACAUUGUCCAUAAGCACAACCAGGACGUUCUGCAACAAUCCAAAGGCGAAGACCACACAGUCACACACACACAUCGAUUAAGUCUGCGCCGCUAUCCCAGGGAUUGCCCCCCUUUGCGAGUAAGAUGGUUCUAUGCCGUGGACUCCCCUAAAUGGAAACCCCAGUUGUGGGAUCAAAAGAAGGACGCCUCAAAAACCCCGCCCCCUCCUAAGAAAUUCGUUCCCUUUUCUUCCAAAGACUCCCACGCGAUCGAGACCGCUUUCCAAAGGCUUUCAGAUAUCGAGGCGGCGCACGAACAAUCCAAACACUCCGAAAAGAGCGGCAUGCCGCAGGGCAGUACUGCAAAAGUAGCUGUUAACGAAGACUAUCUCUUCGACGUGGAUGUGGAACGGAGGGAGCUUUGCCCGGCUUACUGGGUAGGGCCCGUUUACGAAGUCCGUCGUGGGACCUGGUUCUUCCAGGAUGGAUCUUCAAUAAAGCCAUGCGAGGAAAACCUAGCCACGCAACUCGAAGAGGGAUACCUCAAAGUGAAACCAUGGCGGUUCCACGAUAUCCACGACACCUCCACGCAGCCCUUCACGCAGCCCUCCACGCACUCAAAGUCUUUUGACACAGCAGCGCCUGGGCUUUUGCCGAAUUCAAUCGGGCAUACGGCACCUGUCUCGCCUGGUGGACUCCCGAAUCAUCGUCUCUUUGGUGCAUAUAUGAGAAGUAUCGUAACCUAUCAGGACCACUCGGCGGCAUUGAUCACAAAUGAUGAUUUCAUGUCGCGAGUGAGCACAACGGUGUACCAGAAAUUAGGCGGAGUGCCCGGUACAAAAAUAGUUCGUGGGUUUAUAGACUCUGGGAAAGAAAAGGGCAUCUCGAACACGCGGAGACCAGCAGAAGAGCUGUUGCCCGAGACACCCGUGGAAGGACUGGAGGCUCAUGAGGCAAACACCUAUGGCUCAGUGGAUGCCAGGGCAGCUUACAGCCAAUAUUCUCAUAGAAGCUCUACAGGCGACAUAUCAAAAUCCACGCUGGAGCAGCAGAUGUCCUCCCUAACGGGUGAAACCCAAGACGAGGCGCAGCUUGAAGAACAAGCACGCAGACAGGAGGAAAAAGAGAUGGAGGAUUCCCGAGAAGUCGACAACGAGGACAGGGAGCGACAGAUUGAUCAUCUGGUCCUUGUCACACAUGGAAUUGGCCAGCGGCUUGGGCUACGAUUGGAGAGCAUAAACUUCAUACACGACGUGAAUGUUUUACGAAAGACCAUGAAAAAUGUUUAUAAAGCCUCACCUGACCUGCAGGCUCUCAACUCUGCAUUCGCGGAUAACUACACAAACUGCCGUGUUCAAGUACUUCCUGUGUGUUGGAGACACCUGCUUGACUUCCCAUAUCGAGGAGCGAGACAUACUCGUAAAGAGCUCGAUCUUGCUGAUGCUGAUUCUUCCGAUGACGAUUUGUUCCCCAGCCUAGCUGAUAUCACUUUAGAAAGUGUACCGGCCGUUCGAAAUUUAAUAUCUGAUCUGGCGAUGGAUGUUCUUCUAUAUCAGAGCGAUUAUCGUGAGCAUAUAUCCAACAUCGUCAGUCAGGAAAGCAAUCGAAUUCUCAAGCUCUUCAAGGAGAGAAACCCAUCCUUCAGCGGAUCGGUUAGUCUCUGCGGUCACUCACUUGGCAGUGCUAUUUUCUUUGAUAUUCUUUGCCGCGAGCAGCCUGGUCGCGAGUCUGAUCAGAAGACCUCCGUAGAAAAAACAAAUACACCAGAAAACAGAUCACGGAAUCAGCAACUGCAUUUUGAAUGCGAGGAGCUUUUCUGCCUUGGGUCUCCUAUUGCCCUUUUCCAGAUGCUUAAAGGAAAGACGAUUGCAGGCAGGUCGGCGCCAGGCAUUAGCAGAUCCGGACUGCCGCUUUACUCUGCUGAAGAAACAGAGGGAAUUGAAUAUUUCGAUACUCAAAACAUGGUGUCUUCCCCGAAAUGCCGCCGAUUGUACAACAUCUUUCACCCAUCUGAUCCAGUGAGUUAUCGUAUCGAGCCUCUUAUAUCACCGGCAAUGUCUUCAUUAAGGCCGCAGCCUUUACCUUCUGUGAAAAAGAGCCUAUGGUCUACAUCUGGCCAAAGCCUUUCAAUAAUAGGUAGUCGCGUGGGGCAGAGUGUUGGAUCUCUGUGGAACAACUUUACUUCUGGUGUUGCGAGUAGUCUGCUCAACCGCAGUCUUGGUCUAAAUCCUGACGAUGACACAUCUCAAAUUUCCUCGAGCGAGGGCAUUCAAAUGCAACAGUCCAAGUCAUCUCCUGAUGGAGACAUUGCAAAUCCUCAUCCUGACCGGCACCCUACUCUUAUAGACUCGGGCUUAGAAACACUCUAUGAAGGUUUCCAGAGGACUCGGAAAGACGAAAGACAGGAGUCUUUGAACCCCAGCGGCAAUUCAUCUAUGGAGGAUGAAGGACCAGAUGAUCGAUUGAAAAAAAUACGAACCGAAGAUGCCAAAGUGAGAGCACUCAACAAUAAUGGACGGGUUGAUUACAGUAUUCAAGAAGGAGCUUUUGAUAUAUCUUUGAUUGCUAGCAUCGCUAGCCACUUGACUUACUGGGCAGAUGAAGAUGUCAGCCACUUUUUGCUUUCCCAAAUGCUAUCUAAGAAACGGCCUCAUUAAGGCGACUUGAGAACGACGCCAAGUUUCUCUACUUCAAUCCCUAUCCCUGGGGCCAAUUUUUUCAAGCAAGCGAAACCUAGGUAGCAACGAGCGUUCACGUGUGCCACAAGCCUAACAAGAAUUUGAUUUGCCUAUUCGAACUGAUCAAAGAUAACCCCCCCUCCACAGACAUAAAUUCCACGCCAGGGGAAUGUUUACUUGAUGUAACUAAAUAGAUAGUUAUUUGAGCUCUCGUAAAUUUUAGAGUGGGG
Molecule: messenger RNA, 2957 nt
Organism: Aspergillus steynii IBT 23096
Lineage: Eukaryota; Fungi; Ascomycota; Eurotiomycetes; Eurotiales; Aspergillaceae
Product: DDHD family phospholipase
Exons: 5
Coding region: 1-2706 (901 amino acids)
Cellular component (GO): cytoplasm
Molecular function (GO): glycerophospholipase activity; metal ion binding
Source: RefSeq, a predicted model, not a curated record